AUGGAUUGGGCGCAGCAGCAGAGCGUGAGCUUGCCGCUGCCGCGAUCCGGGUACCAACCACCUCGGAUGCAGUACCAGCAUGCCGGCAGCCGCAGCGGCAUGCCGCCGUUCGCACGCGGCGGCGGCGCCUACAACCGCGGACAGAAGCAGUUCUACCCGCCGCCGCCGCCUCCCCUCCCGGCGGCCGCGCUGCCUCUGCCGCCGCAGAACAAGUAUGAGGUGCUCAUGGAGGCCGGCCGCCUCGCUGCCGAGUACCUGGUGGCGAAGGGCGUGCUCCCACCGGGCUCCCUGCAGCAGCGCGGCGGCACAGUCGUCGCUGGAGGCUGGGGCCAGCUGCCGCCGCCGCCUCCACCUCCACCUCCACUGCCGCUUUCGGUGACACAGGAAGCCCCAGCAUACUAUGGCGGCAGGAAUGGCCGGCGGCAGGUCGAUGAUGAGCGUGGUAUUCAGAACGCCCGCUCAUGGCGGAACCAGCGUGGUGACUACAGUAGCAGCAACAGUAGUAACUAUAAUGGAAGGGGGAAAAGGACAUUUGGGGCUGACAAUAAGUAUUCAGAUUGGACAAAGGAUAGGGGGAGGAACAGGCGAUAUUCUGAUAUCCAGAGUUAUGAUGAUGAGGAUGAUGAUGGGGCUCCUGGGUUCAAAAGGGAGCGCCGAAGCGGUGGUGGGAUUGACGAGGUUGGUAGUAGCGUGUCAGGGGUGGCUGGGGAGGGGCCAUCAUUGAAGGUGGAGGCGAUGGGGGAGUCGGAGCUGGAGGAUACUGGGUCAAAGGCUAGUUCUAACAGCAAUGCCCAGCAGAAAGUUGAUGCUUCGCAAGAGGUGGAUGAUGAAAAUGAGGCAAACAAAAUGCAGGAGAAUAGUGUGGUGUCUAAUUCAGACGUAGUCGAGCAAGCGUUGAAUGGUGAGGAUAAUAGCAACAAUGAUUCUUCUGAUGGUGUUCAAGAGGUAGAGACAAAACAUUUGCCAGUGUCCUCAGGUGAAAAGGUCUCAGAUGGGAGGCCUGAAGAUAGUGGUGUUCUGAAUGACAAGGUUGAAGAUGGCAGUGCUUUGCAUGAGAAGGCUGAAGAUGACACAACGUCAGAAGAGGUCUCUGUUAUGGAGAACAAUUUGCCUAAUGACACUAGAAAUUUGCUAAACUAUUGUAGUUUUGGAACAGUUCCAACAAGACCACGAUCAGUGCUUGCAAACAGGAAUGUUGGACCAGCUCAAAGAGAAAUUGCUGUGUCUGAACAGGUCAAUCCAGUUACUGCUGAAGAAAUGUCCCAGAUGGCAAUGGAUGGAGAAGCUAACACCAAUUCCGUAACUAGCAUCGAGGAAGACAGUAAAGAUGAGCUGGUUGGCCAAGACCAAGAACAUGCUGAACAAAGCACUAUCUGCAAUCAAGUGGCAGAAUCAGUGACAUUCCAUGAAAAGGAAACACAAGGUGAAACUGAAGAAAUGGAAGAACAGAAGAACAUCCCUCGACAUUAUGAAGUUGAGGAUAAUAAGGAGACGAAUGAACUGUCUCCUACAUUUGCUUCUUGUCAGAAUAACUUAAAUUUGCAAGUUGAGAAAGGAAUACAAAUUUACAAUUUAGAUACACCACCACAAGAUGAAGUGUUGAUCGAUCCACCUGAUAAAGGGAAAACAGUUGAUUCGGAGUUAUUACCUAAUAUCAAAGCAGAAGAUGCUGUGACAAUGGAAGAGGAAAAGCUUGGCCAGUCUAGCUCAUUUAAAAUACGUGAUCUCAACCUGGUUGGUAGUCCAGAGGUUGCUGACAUGCGAGGUGACCCCCGUUUAGGCCAAAGCUCCACUGCUGGAUGUUCAGUGGACCUACAAAAUAAUCAACAAGUUGACUUUGGAACAGCUCUUGGUAACAAUCCAAGUAAUACUGACACAUGUGCCCCAUUUCUGCUGGGAAAUAAGGCAGUUCAAGUUAUUGAUAUCGAAGAUGACUCACCAAUUGAAGCUGGUGCUUGUGACACUUCAAAAUCAAAAGGUGAGAUGGUAUAUUCUAGCAUGGAGGGCAUGAUGAACCCUCCGGCGAACACCGAUGCUCUACAUGGUAUCCAAGAUGGUUAUAGUCUUGCAAUUUCAGAUUACCUCGGUGCUGAUAUGUCAUGCUACCAAUCAAUACAAACAGAACUUCAAGAUGGAAUGGGCCUAAAUAGUUCAGAGGGCAUAACUGUGAUGGAUGAUCCAAUAUACAGUUCUCUUGGUGACAUAGGUUUUAUGGAGGUUUGGGACCAGCAACCUCAAGACUAUGAAAAGUUCUUCUGA
Molecule: messenger RNA, 2259 nt
Organism: Miscanthus lutarioriparius
Lineage: Eukaryota; Viridiplantae; Streptophyta; Magnoliopsida; Poales; Poaceae
Source: the annotation of a GenBank genome assembly